Molecule: messenger RNA, 1996 nt
Organism: Durio zibethinus
Lineage: Eukaryota; Viridiplantae; Streptophyta; Magnoliopsida; Malvales; Malvaceae
Product: GDSL-like Lipase/Acylhydrolase superfamily protein
Molecular function (GO): hydrolase activity, acting on ester bonds
Source: RefSeq, a predicted model, not a curated record
UUCUCUUUUACGUUUCUAUAUAAUGUCAGGCUCAGCCAGCAGCAAUUGAGUUCCCUUCUCUGCUCAACCUCUCCCAAACAAAAAGAAACAGCAAUCCAUUUCAAUCAAAGAUGAAACUCUCUUCAUCCAAAAUCAUUAUUCAUUUCAGGCCGGGUUUGGUAGUAUUGUUGGUGACGAUGGCAAUGUUGUCAAGUUGUUUAACUCAAGACCCCAAACGUGAAUUUAAAGCAAUCUUCAACUUUGGCGACUCAAAUUCUGAUACGGGCGGAUUUUGGGCUGCAUUCCCAGCACAAUCAGGGCCUUUUGGCAUGACAUACUUCGAGAAACCAUCUGGGCGUGCUACUGAUGGAAGAGUUAUUGUUGAUUUCCUGGCUCAAGCUCUUGGAUUGCCAUUUAUCAGCCCAUACUUGCAAUCAAUUGGAUCUGAUUUUAGGCAUGGAGCUAACUACGCAACACUGGCAUCCACAGUGCUCUUGCCCAACACUUCUUUAUUUGUUACUGGGAUCAGUCCUUUUUCUUUAGCCAUUCAGCUCAAUCAGAUGAAGGAAUUCAAAUCCAAAGUUGUUGAAUAUCAUUCUGGAAAUUACAAAGGAUCAACGAAGCUACCUUCACCAGAUAUCUUCGGAAAAUCACUCUACACCUUUUAUAUCGGUCAGAAUGAUUUUACUUCAAAUUUAAAAGAAAUUGGUAUUAAGGGAGUGAAGCAAUAUCUUCCUCAGGUGGUUUCCCAAAUUGCUGGCACUAUCAAGGAGCUAUAUUUGCUAGGGGGGCGUACAUUUUUUGUACUAAACCUUGCACCAGUUGGCUGUUAUCCUGCAUUUUUAGUGCAGCUUCCUCACAAAACCACGGACUUGGACAAAUUUGGUUGCCUGAUCUCUUACAACAAGGCUGUGGUCGAUUAUAAUAACAUGUUAAAGGUGGCACUGAGCCAAACUAGACGAGUUAUUCCAAAUGCUUCUGUAAUAUAUGUGGACACUCAUGCUGUAUUGUUAGAACUCUUCCAGCAUCCCACAUCCCAUGGUCUUAGAUAUGGCAACAGAGCUUGUUGUGGAUAUGGUGGUGGCACCUAUAAUUUUCAUCCAGACGUUUAUUGCGGAAACACCAAGGUGAUCAAUGGAAUUAAUGUGACAGCAUCGGCUUGUAAAGAUCCAAACAACUACGUAAGCUGGGAUGGGAUUCAUGCCACUGAAGCAGCCAACAAACUCACUACAUUGGCCAUUCUCAAUGGCUCUUAUUUUGACCCUCCUUUUCCACUUCACAAGCUCUGUGAUCUCCACCCUAUAGGUUGACAUAAUCCAUUCAAUUCAACAAUAAUCAUCAUGAACUUCGUCUGCUUUGAUGGAUUAUCACAAAUUUAUUCUCUCAAAACGACGAGUUCUAACCUGCAGCAUGUACUAAAGGAAAAAGUUAUCACAUAUAAUGAAACUGGUGAUGAACGUUUUUGGUUGGGAAUGCGUAGGCAGGAACAUUAUUGUUGCAGCCCUUGCAGGCGAAUUGGUACUACUUGAUCACGGCCAAUUUUGGAUUCUUAUGCCUUUAGAAAAUGAUCAAAGCUGUUGAGCUACUCCAAAAGAACAAAAUCUGUGAAUAAACGAAGGCCUAGUGGGCUGAGUUUCCUUGUCAAACAUUGCAGCUUUCAUUCCUCUUUGAAGCCUUUUUCUUCCCUGAAUAAAAUAAUUAAGAUGGUCCAUUGACUGGAUAAUUAAUGAGGAUAACAUUAGCCAAAGUUAAUGAUUAUUUAUUGAUUCCGGUCUCAAUUAGAACUUAAGAAAAAAAUAUUAUUCUCCACCUACAGGCUUUGCAGGCUUAUGCUGAACAAAUAAGCCAAACAUUUAAAAUGCUUGCCUUUUCCCCUACUGAUUAGUAUUAAGAAACUAAAGAGUAGAGCCAAAAAAUCAGACUGACUCGAAUAAUAUAGCACUUCUACAUUUUCUAUUAUAUGAAAGUUACAGGCCAAAAACCCAAACUUGCCGUCCUACCAAACCUUGGCCGUCGG